AUGGAUAAAGGUCAGAGUUUGGGAGGCAGAGAGAGAGCAGACUUUGAGGGAGGAGAGAGCGAAGAUUACACGAUCCACAGGGAGAAAGGGCGUAUAGGAAAGGGAGAGCAACAACAGUGCAGUGUAGGUGACGCAAAAUGUGGUGUUGGAGGUGGUGGUGAAGGUGGUAGAGGACAAUGCAGGGAGGGAGGUGCUAGUGGUGGUGGAAAGGAAGAGUGUGAGAGAGAAAAAAACAAAGAGAGAAGAAGGAAACUAGAGGUUUGA
Molecule: messenger RNA, 264 nt
Organism: Dovyalis caffra
Lineage: Eukaryota; Viridiplantae; Streptophyta; Magnoliopsida; Malpighiales; Salicaceae
Source: the annotation of a GenBank genome assembly